AUGGCAAUAAUUAUUCAAAAACACUUCUACACGAGCCACUUCUCGCAAAAACAAAUUCACCUGUCUCCCGCCAUCCCGAAUGCUCACUUUCUCAUUUUAUGUGACUCAUAUCUAUCGAUUUUCGGCUAUCAAAAAGUUUUUUGUAUUCUGUGGAUAACUAUGGCUCAUUCAUGUUUCUCGCGAAACUUUUCGUGCCAUCCAGCAACGUUUGCGGAGAUUCGAUCGGAUCCACAUCCGGCUCUUCCUUUGUCACGAACUCCAUCUCCACCUCGAUCAAGUCUAUGCUCCCAGUUAAUUAAAACGAAUGACAAAACAAGGAUAAGAGAAAAAUCUAAUUCCAUGGUAGAUUAG
Molecule: messenger RNA, 351 nt
Organism: Caenorhabditis briggsae
Lineage: Eukaryota; Metazoa; Nematoda; Chromadorea; Rhabditida; Rhabditidae
Exons: 3
Coding region: 1-351 (116 amino acids)
Source: RefSeq, a predicted model, not a curated record